Mesocricetus auratus (golden hamster) is the source of this 3853-nucleotide messenger RNA. Its product is annotated as 55 kDa erythrocyte membrane protein-like. The record is from RefSeq and is a predicted model, not a curated record. Gene Ontology annotation, cellular component: cell-cell junction; plasma membrane. The transcript has a single exon. Lineage: Eukaryota; Metazoa; Chordata; Mammalia; Rodentia; Cricetidae. Gene Ontology annotation, molecular function: signaling receptor binding. Bases 444 to 1760 code for a protein of 438 amino acids.
UAAAACAAAUGCUUCACAAAAACAAGAAUAAUUUUCUUCAUAUUUGUAAUGCAUUCAAAUAUGUUCUAGUCUCUUCUAUAAGCUGUUCAUUCUGAUUCAUUAAACAGAACGUUCUGGCUGUGGUGGUGGUACAUGCCUUUAAUGUCAACACUUGAAAGAUAUCCCAAGUUUGAUACACUGUCUGUGCUACAUAGUAAGUUCCAAGUCAGAAUGGGAUGCAUUGUGAGAACCCACCUCAAAAGUAAAACAAGACCCGGCCCUCCUGGCUCUGAACCUGCAGGAUUGUGACCCUCGCAGCUCUACUUCCCUUCCUCCUCUGCCUCCUUCGCCUCCUCCACUGCCUCUUCUCCCAUGCCUCCGAGCAGCCCGCGGUCACUGGGUUUGCAGUUCCCAGGCUAAAAGCACUGUGGCUCCAGCGUCUCCGGUGUUCCUGCUCCUACAAGAUGAUGCUCAAGUCCAGCGAAGGCAAGGGUGAGAACAGCAUGUGCACCGCGCUCUCAGACCUCUACCUGGAACAUAUGCUACAGAAGAGCAACCGACCUGAGAUUACAUUGAACCAGUUGAAUGUUGCCACUGAAGACAUGUAUACCAAUGGGUCUACUGCUCCAGGUAGCCCUGCCCAUACUAAAGGGCAAGAGGCAAGGAAAAUGCGUCUCAUACAGUUUGAGAAGAUCACAGAGGAGCCCAUGGGAAUUACUUUGAAGCUGAAUGAAAAACAGUCACGUACUGUGGCCGGAAUUCUCCAUGGUGGCAUGAUUCACAGACAAGGCUCCCUUCACGUGGGGGAUGAGAUUCUAGAAAUCAAUGGCACUUAUGUAACCAAUCACUCAGUAGACCAGCUUCAGAAAGCAAUGAAGGAAACCAAAGGAAUGAUCUCAUUAAAAGUAAUUACUAAUCAGCAGAGUCGUCUUCCUGCACUACAGAUGUUCAUGAGAGCACAGUUUGACUAUGAUCCCAAAAAGGAUAAUCUUAUCCCUUGCAAAGAGGCAGGACUGAAGUGUGUUACUGGAGACAUUAUCCAGAUCAUCAACAAAGACGGCAGCAAUUGGUGGCAGGGGCGGGUGGAAGGCUCCUGCAGGGAGUCUACAGGAUUGAUCCCUUCUCCUGAGCUGCAGGAAUGGAGAGUGGCAAGUGUGGCUCAGUCUGCUCCAAGUGAAGCUCCAAGCUGUAGUCCCUUUGGGAAGAAGAAGAAGAAGUAUAAAGACAAGUAUCUGGCUAAGCACAGUUCAAUUUUUGACCAGUUGGAUGUUGUUUCUUAUGAGGAAGUUGUUCGGCUCCCUGCAUUCAAGAGGAAGACCCUGGUGCUGAUCGGAGCCAGUGGGGUAGGUCACAGCCACAUUAAGAAUGUUCUGCUCAGACAGAAUCCAGAGAAGUUUGUGAACCCUGUCGCAUAUACAACACGACCGCCAAGGAAGAGUGAAGGAGAUGGAAAGGAGUAUUACUUCAUCUCAAAAGAGGAAAUGGCAAGGAACAUCUCUGCCAAUGAAUUCUUGGAGUUUGGCAGCUCUCAGGGCAACAUGUUUGGCACCAAAUUUGAAACAGUGCACCAGAUUCAUAAGCAGGACAAGAUUGCCAUCCUUGACAUUGAGCCCCAGACCUUGAAGAUUGUUCCAACAGCUGAGCUUUCACCUUUCAUUGUGUUCAUUGAACCUACUGACCAGGGCACUCAGACUGAAGCCCUGCAGCAACUGCAGAAGGACUCUGAGGCCAUCCGUAGUCAGUAUGCUCACUGUUUUGACCUCUCUUUGGUGAGGUGUUGACGAAACUCUUAAGAAACUACAAGAAGCCUUUGACCAGGCUUGCAGUUCGCCAUAGUGGGUGCCUGUCUCCUGGGUUUACUAAGCUCACAGAAUUUGAGAACCUGUUCCAGCCCCUCCCCAGCAUUUGGAAUGCCAUCCCCCUUGCUUAAACCAAACAGGGCUGCUUCAGCUUCUAGCUAUCUGCAACUGUCUUAAGGAUGUCAGUAGGAUUCAAGUCUUUUCACUCGGGCUCCUAAAGGGUGUAAGUUUAAUUUUCCUACUAUCUAGAUUUCAAAAUGACCUCUGAAAAUUAGCAGUGCUAUCCAAAUGCAAAUGCUGCACAGAAAAAUCAAUUAUCCUUGUCCCUCUGAUGUUUGAGCUCCUUUACUUUCAACUAUACUGACUAUCUUGUCUCUUUACUCUGGAAUAAGUGUACUAUGAAACUUUUUAAAAUCAAAUAGCUGUGCAAUAGUACAACUGCUGUGUUUAAAAACAAGUAAAACAAACCAAAUGAAAGAGAGUUCUGUGCAGGACCCACAGUUCUAUUGAGCUGUUCACGUGUGCAACCUGCAGAAUGAGAUCUCUUCUCCAAGGCCCCCAUGUGAGUAGUCUGUCCUUCUUCCUUUUAUUCUUUGAAACAAGGUUUUUCCUGCUCACCGCUUCAUCUAGACUGGCCGGCCAGAAGCCAGUACUUGCCUCCUGCCCUACCAUCAGUUCAAAGCUUCCAAGACACCAGCUCCUAUGCCCAGCUUUGAUGCAGUUGAUGGAUCUCUGUACUCAGGUCUCUGAGCCUGCAACCAAUUACUUUAUUUACUGAGUCAUCUCUCAAGCCUCUACCCAGUAAAAUAUUUUUUAAUGAUUAUAAAGUCGAAACACUACUGAAAGUAUAAUAAAUGGAAAAGGGAGACACAAAGGACAAGAAAAAGAAAAAAAUGAAAUGACUGUGUCUUCAAACACUGGAGUCAGACAGGGACAUGCAGAUGAGGGGGCCAGUUGACUAUGUAGACUCUUGUCUUUGCUAUGAUUUACUCUGUUGCUGAGCCGGUCCAGGGCAAAUGGCAGAUGCCCACAGAACUGCCCUCACUUUAAUGUUUUCUCUUCUUGACAUACCAGAGACCUCUGCUGGGCACACUCAGCUUUGCAGUCCGUGGAUUGGGGUGGCUCAGGGAGUACCCAAGUGUGUCAAGAGCUGGGGAAACAAGCACAGUACAAAGCUUUCUGCAAGCAAACCUGUCCCCAUACUUGCAAAUAGGACCGGGUAUUAAUGAACCUGCUGGAGUUGUGGCCCGGAAGUAGCCCGCUAUAACCUCAGAGCGCUCAGUCUUUACAGCGGUGAGUCUGACUGCAGAUUCGUGGCUCUAGCGCCUGGCCAACCAUUGACUUCAUGCUGAAAGCUGUCCAACUCCGAAAUUAUUCUCAGUGGAUGAGAUUGGUUCUGAGUCCCUGAGAUCAGGGCUCUUCCCAGUGUACACUUCGGUGCCUGAGCUAAGCCUCCAGGCAUUGGCUUGGGCAGUUCCUGCUCCCCACAACCGUCUCUCAUGACUCUUUCAUCCCGGGCCUGUGGCGACUUGACAGAUGGGUUUUAGAUAUUAUUAGGUUCCCGGUCAAGAAGGUACCCUGAAAAGUCUCCAUGUCAUAGGGAGUGACAGAAUGGGAUUCCUCUCCAUUGCUGCUCUGUCCAAAAGAAUCUCCCAAAACUCAGCACUGGACUUGAGCCUUUCAAGAGCUGUGAGCUCAUCCUAUGGGUUAGCGCAGCUAGUGGCUUCUGACGAGGCACGCCUGUGGGAUGAGACUUGAUUUCCCCAUCCCACCAGGGCGAGGCAUGGCAAGGGCUGAGAGCAGCUGCUGUCUGCUGCUUUCGCUUCUCCACACUUCCCGUCUGUCCCGUCACAUCCUCUGUGAAUUUCCACCUCUCUUCUCAGGAUGGCGUCUCUUCUUUUUUAUCCUUAUUCUCUUUUACCGCAUCAUCCUGGGGGCAGCCUCUAAUCGGCCCUCCCACUGAGAAGGCCUAUUAUGAACAAUUUGUAGUGAGCUUGUUUUUGUUUGAUUGGGACAGGGUUAUUGGUGUAGCUCUGGUUGUCCUAGAACUCACCCUGUAAACCAAGCUGGCCUAC